Rotaria sp. Silwood1 is the source of this 516-nucleotide messenger RNA. NCBI's taxonomy places the organism in Eukaryota, Metazoa, Rotifera, Eurotatoria, Philodinida, Philodinidae. The record is from the annotation of a GenBank genome assembly.
AUGAGUACUUCUCUUUGUUUAUUUAAAUCAGUGUCAACACAACUCUAUCAGAAAUCGAUCAAUUGGGACAAUCGUGCCCAAGGUCAAUAUACAGAUGCUAUGGCCAAAGCUGACUUUGGUUCGGUCAGCGGAUGGAAAAACGAUCGUGCAUCGAUCUCAGACGGGAAAUUGCGUAUCACUUUACGAAAAAACGCAUUGGGUGGGGAAAGCGGUAUCAUAUCCAAUACAAGAAUCCCAGAUGGUUCUGCAUAUGAGUUGGAUUUUGACGUUCGGUUUCACAGUCAAUUCGACUGGAGUCGUGGUGGAAAAGUCGGUUUCGGUUUCGGCAUCGGAAAUCGAAAUACAGGAUGCAAUCCCCCAAAAGAUGGAGCGGGUGGAACUCUACGUUUAAUGUGGUACAAUGAUAAUAAACGAGUCUAUUUCAUUCCAUAUGUUUAUUAUUAUGGUAUGCCAGGGCAGUGUGGAGACAAGUUUGGCAAAUCGUAUCCAUCAACUGGUAUGAGUUCUUAUUCUUAA